Messenger RNA from Glossina fuscipes, 3953 nucleotides. Its product is annotated as probable serine/threonine-protein kinase DDB_G0282963. The record is from RefSeq and is a predicted model, not a curated record. The transcript is spliced from 3 exons. Lineage: Eukaryota; Metazoa; Arthropoda; Insecta; Diptera; Glossinidae. Bases 165 to 3629 code for a protein of 1154 amino acids.
UCUUAAUCUUACAGAAUAUGCUGCAAAUAAUGCCAAGGAAUUAAUCCAACUCUGCCAGCCAGCUUAUCUUAAGAUCAAAAGUAAUAACAAUUGAAAAUUGGAAAAGUCAUCCGUCAAUGAUUAAGUUUUUAACACUACACCAUACAACAAAAGUUUAACGAAAAAUGCCCAUUCAUAAUAAAUCAUCGCCUUCAUCGAUAGCAAAUCAUACAACUGCUGAAAUUGAUUAUCACACGUCCGAGGCAGCUAAAGUUAAACGAAAUCGCGAGCAAGCAUAUUUCAAUUCAUAUAAUUUCGACGCAAUUGAAGCUCUACCCUACGAUGGUGAUGAUGAUGAAGAUGAUGACGGGGGAGAUUCUAAGGUCGCAAAUGAAAAACUAUGCAAUAGUCAUAAACGAAAUAAUGUAGCAACUACGACAGAAACAACGGGUGGAUCAUCAACAAUAGAAACCGCUAAGAAUUAUCUAAACCUGAUAACUGAACCAAGUUCAGAUCGUUACUUGGAGCAACUUGCACACGGCGUCAUUCGAGUUGACGAUAAUGGUGGUAUUUGUGGUCCAAAUGUUAAUCUGAAAACAACCAACCAUCAUAACACACAUGGAAAAUACUCAUAUCUACAACGGUUCGCUGUCAUUUUUGGCAACAACAAUAACGUCGGUACGAGCAAUAACAACAACAAGAAAACCAAUACAAUCAAUAGCGAUAAAAGUAAUAAACAGCGAUGUGGUCAACAUUUGAACUCACAAACUCCCGCCCUAUGUUCAACGCCAGCGAACAAUAGCAAUAGAGAACUUUGUACUAUAACGACAUACAACACGUCCGAUGUAGUAGCAGAGAACAAUAACAACAGCAAUGGAUUUCUAUUACCAAGAGCUAUGCUUAAAUACCACAGUGUGGGCAUCUCAAAUUCAAUGCCAUUGGCGGCGGCAACAGUCACAGCAACACCAGUUGGCACAGUUUGCAGCUGCAACACCGCUUGCUCCUCGUCCACGCGAUUAAGCGGCGACUCUAAUGGAAAGCUAGAUAACAAUUCGAGUAGCCACAGUCGUUGUAGUAGCAGCAACAGUAACAUUAAUGCGAUGAUGACCGCUAUGGCAAUAAAUAGUACUGAUAGUAUUACCGGCAAUAAAACAAGAUUGGCUGCUUUUAACCAACACGCAAAUAGCCAUGAUAUAAAUACUGGUUUCACAGCAAAUGCAACAACAGUGACAACAGUGGCCACCACGUCAUUAACGCCAUCGUUAAAUAACAGUCUUAGCGGUUUGAAAAAUAACACCGAUUGCACAAAGUACAAGAAAAACUUAUCACGAAACUCUUCGCAUACCAACGUCAUCGUCAACGAUAAUAAUAACGGCCAGCUUGGGAUUUCAAUAUCCGAUCAAAACAUUAAGGUUAGUAGUCCUCAAAAUCACCAAGAAUUAACUGCACAUGUAACUCCAACGGCCAGUGAUAUUAGUAACAGCCAAAGCAAUCGUAGUGUUGCGUUGGAGAAUUCGCCCACAAUCUUAAGCGACUUAAAUAUUAGUAAACGAACCUUAUCACACCAAUCACAUUAUUCAACUGACAAAAGUGGUGGCUCUUCAGGCUACUACAGCUCAAACGUUUGCUCAACAUACUCUUUGGAAGAGCACAUCUACAGCGAACCUCAUUUAGAUAUUUUGGAUUUGAGGCCGCAACAUCAUCAUCCAACAGUCAGUAAACAUGUACGAAAUAACGAAAAUAAGAAAAAUAUGGCUGCAUCACCAUCAGCGAUUUCCGACCAUAACGCCCAGGUGGCGUGCAAACAAACGCUAAAUGAAAAGAUAUCGCACACACUAGAGAGUAGUGUUAAGCAUACGCUUCAUCAAAACAGAUGUACCGGAUAUUUGUGCGAGGAAAAUGAGCAGCAUGAGGCUAAUAAAACCAAACAUAAUAAUCGUAAGCAAUGUGAAAUGGUUUUGCCAGAGAAAACAGCAACAACAACAACUACGACAGCGAAGAAGAUAACUACGAAAUAUAUAAAACCAGAUUUUAGUGAAAAUUUGCGAUGUUUGGAAACUAGUAUUGAAAAUUUAGAUCGUCACUUGAAAACUUUUCCUCAACUACAGGCUCAGGAACAAUUAAAACCGCCAACGUAUUCGUCGCUCUACCCGCCUGAGAGGCUGAGAUCGUAUAGCUAUCUGCCAACGAUUAGAGAGGGAUACGAUUUAACACCAAAUAUUUUGCCAAAGCGUAACUCUUUGUCCAAUCAUAAUUGGAAACUUGGUCACGAACAAAACAGCGAUGACUCUUUAUUAGAUAUUGAUCUAGACUCUUUUCUUCCGGAUAACGAUGGCAAAGCGAAACAAACUAAGAUAAAUUCAAAUGUUUCAAAAUCGGCGGUUACGGCUGCUAACGACAGUCUGGACAAUCCGAGUUUUCUAAGCGAUGAACAAGAGGCGAAUCAUUUAAAAUGUGCCAAAUAUAUAAAUUCUUGUCCUGAGGAUGCGUAUCGGGUGGAAAGUGAUAUAAUAGCUCAUUCAGGUAGUUCAGUGUCAGAAAAAUCCUUGUCAACAUAUGUGAUCGGUACGGCCGUCGCGUAUCCGAAACGGUACGAAGAACAAUUACAUUUUGAAAAUACCCGCGAAUUAUUGGAAGAUGUUCGAGAUAAAAUACGUCUCCUAACGCAUGCCGGCCAAUCUAGAAGACAAUCAACUUAUUCUUCUCCUACGUCCAAGAAAGAAUUAUAUUCGGCGCAACUAACACGAGAAGACUGCUUACCCAAAGAGUUAACUCAGAUGAUAAAAACCCUCAAAAAUGAAUUGGAACUAUAUUUAGAGAAGAUAAACCAUCACAAUGAAUUGGAAAUACGUCAGCUAUGCACAGGUUUAGUGAAAAAUCAAAAUAUAGUGAAAAUGAAGAAGGCAUUCGAACGACGACGAUCGUGCGACACGUCUACUUAUGAAGCUGUUACGGGUGGUAUUUUUAUCGAAGCUUCAGAUCCUCCAAUUAGUGUACACCAACAACAAAUUACCUCGAUACGUUGCGCCAGUGAUCCAAAUUUCAAAAUGAAACGUAAAUCUUUAAACGAAGUAUUUCCAGUCAGCGAUUGUCGCAUUACUGAAAUCAAAGCCAAUCAAAGUAAUCCAAAUCAUCAACAUCAAUAUCAGCAUCAACAUCAAAACCAUCACCAUCACCAUCAAAAUGUCCAAUUACAACGUAAUCUUUCAUUUCAUCAGCCUAUACUGGGAAAUUUACACGCGCACGACGCCAGCACACAAAAACAUCAGAGUUUUAAUAACGGUGGGGAAUCUUCCGAAUCAAACGAUAAGCAAUCAAUUUUGGAUUGGCAUCGGAAGAAGCCUAGCAUUUGGGAGCUGUAUUACGGUACAAAUCGGUUGCAACAAUCCUUACUAGGCAAACGCAAUGGCACCAUGAUUACCAAUGCUCAGAAUCCAUCAUGUUAUCCUUCCUCGCGACCGGAAUCCGAUUUUACUUUAGAUUUGCCGCGUGCCGAACAGUUACGCAUAAAAAUGGAAAAAGAGAAAAAAUUCCGCCAAAGAUGUCGCUUAAUAACAACAUUUUUAAGUUUAAUAUUCUUUUUAUUAACUGUUAUGGUUGUAAGUUUAGUGCUAACACGGGGUAAACGUAUGUUUGGUAGCAUGAUUUAAUAGACUUACUCUUCUAUCCCUAACCCGUUUCUCCAACAAUCACGUCGUCAGUUAAUUCGUGUUUUUAAUGCAGAAGUGCAAACAAUAAUAAUAUCGUGGAUCACACACACAGCGAUAUUAGGAACAUACCACAUUUACCACCUAUUUAUAAAUUGUAUGAUUAAGAACUAAAAGAAAACACAAAAAAUCGAAUUAAAGUGACGUACGCUUUUAGUUGUCUAUUAAUAUGUUAAUCAUGUUAUUUAAUUUUUUUUUACUUUUGUUUUAACUCUAAACAUCACUUUAUAUGGCAGCAGUAUUGUUUAAUGUUAUUUAUUUUUUGUG